AUGCUGACCCCGCUCCGACAGUCCGCCCAGAACUCCGCAGGCAUUCAGACCCUCCUCGAUGCUGAGAGAGAGGCUCAGAAGAUUGUCCAGCAAGCUAGAGAGUACCGCACGAAGCGCAUAAGGGACGCCAAGUCUGAGGCGCAGAAGGAGAUUGAGGAGUACAGAAAGCAGAAGGAGGAUGAGUUCAAGAAGUUCGAAGCUGAGCACUCGAGUGGAUACAAGAAGGCUGAGGAGGACGCGAACAAGGAGGCGGAGGUGAAGCUCCAGGAGAUCCAGGAGGCUGGCAAGGAGAAGGGCAGCAAGGUCGUCGAGGAUCUCAUCCAUGCGCUGGUCGAUGUGAAGCCCGAGGCGUCUGAGAAGAUCGUAAUCAAGGCAUAG
Messenger RNA from Aspergillus heteromorphus CBS 117.55, 378 nucleotides. RefSeq lists its product as uncharacterized. Gene Ontology annotation, biological process: proton transmembrane transport. Gene Ontology annotation, molecular function: proton-transporting ATPase activity, rotational mechanism. Gene Ontology annotation, cellular component: vacuolar proton-transporting V-type ATPase complex. The transcript is spliced from 5 exons. The coding region runs from base 1 to 378 and encodes 125 amino acids. The record is from RefSeq and is a predicted model, not a curated record. Lineage: Eukaryota; Fungi; Ascomycota; Eurotiomycetes; Eurotiales; Aspergillaceae.